Cokeromyces recurvatus is the source of this 975-nucleotide messenger RNA. RefSeq lists its product as uncharacterized. Lineage: Eukaryota; Fungi; Mucoromycota; Mucoromycetes; Mucorales; Mucoraceae. The transcript has 4 exons. Bases 1 to 975 code for a protein of 324 amino acids. The record is from RefSeq and is a predicted model, not a curated record.
AUGGAAUUUGAUGAAGUGAAUGAACGGCUUAACAAUAGGAAAACGACUGUAACAGAUUCUACAGUCAAUAACAAUAUAUCCUCAUUUAGCAAUCCAUUUAAUUCUAUAUUAUCAUUUCAACAGCCAGUAGUGACUACCACCAGAAAACCUUCACUCUCAAGUUUUGUUCAUAAACUUAAACAACAAUCAAGUAAAACAAGAUUUAUAAGAGACUAUAAAAGAAUAAUCACUGAUAAUAAUGAAGAGGGUUCUUUUGUUAAAGAUGAUGAUGAUGAUGCUUCAUUGCGUAUCAUUGAUCCUAUUCGAGAUACAUCAAAUCAUCAUGUAGAAAUUGCUCAAUCUGAUAAUAAAAAGGAGGAGAGUAAAAUAAAGAAAAGAGUUCAUAUCAAUGAAAAUGCAAAUCAAAUUCAAUCAUUAGAAAAGAAUCCAUCCUUUAUUAGUAAUAUUAGUUUCAAUGAACCACCAAAGGGAGACUUGACGAUAGACCGCUUUAUAUCUUUGGAUGAAGCCGUUUAUUUUAUGAAGAAUAAUAUAGAAUCAAUACAAGAUGAAAUAGAAAGGGAAAUGAUAAAAAUUCGACUCAAACAGGAAGAGAUCAUAAGAUAUACAGAUGAUCUCGACUUUAUACAGUCACAGCUAGAGAGUCUUCAAUAUACAUUAACUACAAAUAAAGAUCUAUUAUUGCGAGAUAUGGUCCUUCAACGAGAAAGUUCUCUAGUAAAGAAUGAGAUGAAAAUCAAAGCAAAUAAAAAAAGAUAUUAUUUACAAAUACAACGACUUUUAAAAUAUUAUAAUCGAAAUAAUACUAUCAUUGAUAACGUUGACAGAUGUCUUGUUCAAUUAGAAAGAAAGAUUAAAAAUACUUAUAAAAGAGAUGAAGUAUGGACAAGUAUUAGAGAUUGGGGCUUUUUAACUGUCUUAUUAUUUUCGCUUAUUAUUAUGACUUUUCUUGUAUGGUAUUCUGGAGGUUAUUAA